AGCAUCGCAUAUUACUUAAUUUUCGACUCCACAAUAUUAAUCGAAGCUGCUAGAAGGAUCCACGGUGGCGAUAUAAUUGAUUGCUUUGGCAUUUUGAUUGUAUACAAUGUCAGCUUAUAUAGGGUGAAGAUAUUCAAAUCGCCAACAUUUCAAAAAUUGAUCCUGCAUGCUUUAGCCAAAGAACAACAAAUUCUAAACUGUAGAGAUGACGAAAUCAAAGAGCUCUACAAGCGAAAUGUUCGAGGAACGACGAAGUUCACUUAUACUUACGUUGUUAUUGGCACUGUGGGGAUCGUCAUGUUUAUUGUGUGUCCGUUUAUUGACGAUAUAGUGCAACCUUUGGGCUAUAGCAAUGAUACGGGUGUCUGGCAACGUCAUGAAAUUUUCCCAAACUGGUUUCCCUUCGACCGCGACCGAUAUUACGUAACUGCGUAUGUGCUACAAUUCGCAGCAGGUUGUUUGGGCUAUACGUACAUCGUACAUGGCGGAGCCCUAUUUAUAUCGUUGCUGACGUUCUCCGUAGGACAGUUUAAAAUAAUUCAACAUGUUUACUCCAAUUUGUCGCGUUACGCUAAAGCUUUGGGAGAAAUUGGCACAGCCCGAUCGGAAGAGAUAAUUGCGAAAGCCCUUUCGAAAGAACAUCAACUUAAUAUACGUUUUGUCAACGAGAUAAACCAUGCCAUGCAGUGGUACAUAUUUUUGGACUUCAGUGUGUCAUCUUUUCAGCUUGCGGUGGUCGUAUUUCAAUUGUUACAGAGCACAUCAAGUGUAGAGAUAAUGGCGUCUUGUUCAUAUUUCUGUACUUUAUCUACUCAACUGUUUUUAUUGUACUGGAAUGGACAUGAGAUCGUCACACAGCAUGAAAAUAUUGCCGAAUGCGUUUACAAAAGCGAUUGGCCAAGCUAUGACGCAAAAACCACAAGAAUUAUGCAGAUGACAAUGGUUAGAGCUCAAAAACCUCUUAAACUCAACAUCGGUCCUUUGGGAUACGUAAAAGUCGACGCUUUAAUACAGAUAUUUAAGACUAUCUACUCCUACGUGUGUCUUAUAACCGGAAAUUGGGACGUUUGAAGAAGAAAUGUGACCUCCCUGAUACACACCAAGUGGCAAAAAUAUCCAUUAAAAUUUUUGCUUUCAAUUCGAGCUUGGAAGAAUAUAAAUAAAAACGUGCUUGCGUUUAAUUUACACCUACAAUGUAUUAGUUAUUUAUGUUAACGACCUACUUUACUAUCAGUCGAAUCAGAAAGUUGAAUUCUAAUGUCACUAACUACAUUGUAAUAUUUUGUCUA
Cylas formicarius (sweet potato weevil) is the source of this 1289-nucleotide messenger RNA. Its product is annotated as odorant receptor Or2-like. Gene Ontology annotation, cellular component: plasma membrane. Gene Ontology annotation, biological process: sensory perception of smell; detection of chemical stimulus involved in sensory perception of smell. The transcript is spliced from 8 exons. Lineage: Eukaryota; Metazoa; Arthropoda; Insecta; Coleoptera; Brentidae. Gene Ontology annotation, molecular function: odorant binding; olfactory receptor activity. The record is from RefSeq and is a predicted model, not a curated record. The coding region runs from base 298 to 1071 and encodes 257 amino acids.